AUGGGCUCUGUCUUUUAUCAAGAAACAUGCGAAUGUCAAGCAGAACUCGUCGUUAAGAAGGGAGAUCCUGAAGAUGAUUGUUUUGAAGAUCUUGAUACAGGCUGGGCAUGGAUGGUUCUGAUCGCAAGUUUCUUGACGUUCUGUCUUGUAGGGGCGGCCAUUUACGCCGUUGGAAUAACGCACGCUGUUCUCCUUGACAAAUAUGGCGCGAGCGUUGCCGUGACGUCAUGGGCUGGGGCCUUACACAGUGCACUGAACACGCUUGGAGCACCGCUAUCCAGCUUGCUGAUAGAUCGCUUCAGCUGUAGAGUGACCCUUGUGCUGUCCGGGGUCUGCUACACGGUCGGGUUUCUCGCCACUGCGUAUGCGCCAAACAUCUACAUCGCUAUAUUCACAUGCGGGAUACUGGCAGGAACCGGGGGAGCUCUCGGAUACACAGCAAGCAUGGUUGUCGUUGGUUUCAACUUUCGUUCAAAACGCAACUUGGCACUAGGAAUAUCAAACGCAGGGAUCGGAUUUGGAUUGUUCGCUCUGGCACCUGUAAUGCAAAAGGCAAGAGAAGAGUAUGGGUCAACUGGAUAUUUCCUAAUUAUGGCAGGUUUAACAGCGAAUAUCGUGACCUUCGGGAUGCUUUGUUUCCCAAGUGAGCUUGAGUUACAUACACAUCGGACAAGAAAUCGUAAAGAAAAAGACGCAUCCGAGAGGUGUUCAUUUUUAAAGUCUUAUUUUAUGGUGCUCUCUAACAAAGGCAUACUAGUGUUGUGUAUUUCUAUGAUGUUGUUCUGUGUUGGCACGUAUCUAGCAUAUAUGUACCUUCCAAGUUUUAUUGUAUCUACUGGAAUAAGCGCAAGACAUUCCGCAUUACUUAUAUCUUUAUCCGGUAUAUUUUCCAUAGCCGGGCGAAUUCUUACAGGAAUUGUGUCAUCAAAGUUUCACGCUAAUGUUAUUGUUAUAUAUUGUGGAUCAAUAUGUGCGGUUGCAAUAUCACUUAUAGUGUACCCAUUUAUUUCAAAGCAUUUUAUUGGACACGUUAUAUUCGUAGUUAUAUACGGACUGCUUGUGGGCUCGCCUUACGUGGUAGCUAUGCCCGUUAGUCUCAUGUUUAUUGAAAUGCAACAUCUCGCCGUGAGCCUGGGACUUCAGUUUUCCUUCGGCGGAAUCGGCGCAAUCGUUGGUCCUGUGAUAGCUGGAAUAUUGGUAGACCACUUUGGCAACUACGAAAUGUCUUUCAUUGUGGCAGGUGUCUGCGUCCUUGUCUCUGGAAUCGUUGGCAUUCUUAGUGUUCGUUGCAAAAGAGCGUUUAAACAGUCAAUAGAGGUGAAUGUGGACGACCCCAAAACCUAACUAAUGCGAUCAGGGACAAGAAAAUACGUGGUUCUGAUUGGUCUACACAUGAGCCGGAUUUGCGGAUAUACCGAUGGGGGUCAAAAGCACUGGCAUAGAGAGAACAUACAGAUUUGAAAGAACAAAACUCACAGAUGAUGGUGACUAUCGGGGCGAGAAUCGUUGUCAAUACUGUAUCCUGGAUUUGCAUAUCUAUUAAGGAGACUUUACCACAGGCGAUUUAAAGUUUCAAUAAAGUUCAAAAGUUCAAACUGCAAAAACAAUUUACAUAUUAGUAAUGUUUAUGCAAGACCUUAUCAAAUGCCAUGAUACCAAACGUAUUUGGGAAUUCAGCCAUCACAAUUCAACAUUAUCACCAAUGGCAAUUAGAUCACAAGCUUAUAUGUGUGUUCAUUGGAUACCUUGAACUCGAGACAGAGGCUAUCUAAGUACGUGUAUAUUUCCAUAAUAUAUUUGAAUAUAUAGUAAUGGAGCCGCUAUUCAUAUCAAUGGAUUAGGUUUUCAUAAAAUUAUUCAUCAAACGUUGAAAGUUGAAACUUCCUGCAUUACAUGAUACCUUUUUAAGCUAAUUAGAAUACACAUUAAAACCGUCGACUUUUAUAUCAUACCACAAAAGUGUAUGUAUACAUAAACUAUCAAAGCGUUACAUUCAUCUUUGAAAGUAUAAUCAUUCAUAGCAAAC
This is a messenger RNA of Mya arenaria, 2026 nucleotides long. RefSeq names its product monocarboxylate transporter 12-B-like. Lineage: Eukaryota; Metazoa; Mollusca; Bivalvia; Myida; Myidae. Gene Ontology annotation, biological process: monocarboxylic acid transport; transmembrane transport. The record is from RefSeq and is a predicted model, not a curated record. Gene Ontology annotation, molecular function: monocarboxylic acid transmembrane transporter activity. The transcript has 6 exons. The coding region runs from base 1 to 1344 and encodes 447 amino acids.